This is a messenger RNA of Suillus bovinus, 410 nucleotides long. RefSeq lists its product as uncharacterized. The transcript is spliced from 3 exons. The record is from RefSeq and is a predicted model, not a curated record. NCBI's taxonomy places the organism in Eukaryota, Fungi, Basidiomycota, Agaricomycetes, Boletales, Suillaceae. The coding region runs from base 85 to 399 and encodes 104 amino acids.
UUCUUGAUACAGUUCAUUUAUACCUAGAAGCAUCUCGUCAUAAGAUACGCUCCGGCACAUGAAGACAAGAAAAACGCGGAUCUUAUGCGGACCAAGGGGCUAUCAAAGAGACUUGCAGCUGCAGCAGCUCUUUGGUGUCUUGUUGCGGCGCCCCCCGGAUGCGCCCUUCCGAAAGAUGCUAUUGCUUUAGUUCCGCGCAGUGAGAUAUCUAUCCCACGUAUCCUUUGCCAACGAAGCAAUCUAUCGGUUUCUGGCGGGUGGUGGCGUACUCCCAUAAGUCGUGGAUGCGAAUUGCGAGCAUUCCCUGCAUUUGCACGCUUUAUAAAGCUUCCAGGUGUAGUCGUGCGCGUGAGGGCCGCCGCUGGACCCAAGGUUGGUCCCCAUUGUUUGAUACAAUGAUUCCGGCGCCU